Drosophila miranda is the source of this 768-nucleotide messenger RNA. RefSeq lists its product as uncharacterized. The record is from RefSeq and is a predicted model, not a curated record. Bases 151 to 747 code for a protein of 198 amino acids. NCBI's taxonomy places the organism in Eukaryota, Metazoa, Arthropoda, Insecta, Diptera, Drosophilidae. The transcript has 3 exons.
CAAAAUCGUGUAGUUCGGAUGUGUAAAGAUGGAAAAGGUUUGGGCUGAGACAGCUACACUGGCUUAUUGAUAAGGUCGUCGAUGCUCAGCGCCGUGGACCUGUUUCUCCUGCAGGCAUAGGACCUGACCGGCAGCAGGUCACAGUUUGCUAUGUGCUCGUCCAACUUCAACUUUAUCAACCCCUCCAUGGAUUUAAAAACAAAUGGCCCUUUGGUUUUGGAAGGAGAGUAUGCCAAUGAUGCAGAUGUCAUAUUGGAGGUCAGUAGUGCGGAAUAUAAGAAGACGAUGUCGAAAUUUGACGAGCUUGUAAAGAAGGUGCUUGCUUUAGAGCAGCGUAAGCGGGAGCUUGAAGGGGCGUCUAAAACAGGACCACCAAAUAGUGAGGGCAACGAUCGUUUGAUAGAAAAUGGCGAUAUUCUAGACACUCUGCGAGUAUGUAAGGAGCAGACCGGUUAUUCCGAGCCUCAAGAGAACGUGAAGCCGCAAUGGGCCAAUCUGUUUUCGGGUCUGAAUCGCCAUCGGAACAAAGCUGGCGCCACUCCCGAUCAAUUCUAUCAGCACAAGGCGAACAUUAUUUCCACUCGAAAGAUCAUCUACGACCCAAAAGAGCCCACACCCACUGGCGUUCAGCUUUCUGAGCAGUCCCCGCUCCUGCUUGUGGACUUGCUAAAGCAUGAGAAGCGCGGUUUAAUAUGGAUGCAGUUCCAGGAACUGCAGGAAAUUCGCGGCAUCCUGGAAGACGCAUGAGCUAGGAAAGACUCUUAGAAU